UCGUGGAGUGCUGGGAGGAGAGGGGGUUUGGUGUGGAAGCAGCAGAAAUGGCCAGCAAAGUGUUGGAUCUGUUAUACUGGCGGGAUGUGGGGACCACCGGGCUGGUGUUUACAGGUUUGGUUGUGGGUUUGGCUUGUUUGUUCCAGCUCAGUGCCAUCACGAUCCUGUCCAACCUCGGUUUGGGCAUUAUGGCCUUCACCCUCCCUGUACGCUUACUCUACAAAGCCAUGAAGCUUGUCCGCCUCAGUGAUGGAUCUCAUCCCUUUCAGUCAUAUUUGGAUGAGGACUGUACGCUGACAGAUGAGGACACAGUUCGCAUGGCGGAACAAAUGGUUCUGCUGAUUGCUACGACUGUCACCGAGUUGAAGAGGCUGUUCUUCAUAGAUAGCAUCAUGGACUCAGUGAAGCUUGUUGUGUUCCUGUAUUUGUUGACUUAUGUGGGGGUCCAAGCCAAUGGUCUCACGCUGGUUAUGACAGGUGUGAUAUGUGCUUUCUCUCUGCCACUCUUAUACAGACUUCAACAGGCAAGGAUCGACAAGAUUGUCAAAGCCAUCAAAAAACUUGUGGAAAAAGUCACAGAAAUAGUUGAUCUUGUGAUUUCACUGGCCAAACCUCCAGCAGCCCCAGCACCUUCCCCUGCCCCCACACCAAAACAUAAACAGAAGACUAAAUGAAGAGGAGGGAGAGAGAGAGAGAGAGAGAGAGAGAGAGAGAGAGGGGUGAGGAGCAGAAACGUGGAGUACACU
This is a messenger RNA of Sinocyclocheilus anshuiensis, 746 nucleotides long. RefSeq names its product reticulon-2-like. Gene Ontology annotation, biological process: brain development; endoplasmic reticulum tubular network formation; neuron differentiation. The transcript has 7 exons. The coding region runs from base 48 to 674 and encodes 208 amino acids. Lineage: Eukaryota; Metazoa; Chordata; Actinopteri; Cypriniformes; Cyprinidae. The record is from RefSeq and is a predicted model, not a curated record. Gene Ontology annotation, cellular component: postsynaptic density; endoplasmic reticulum membrane; neuron projection.